AUGAAGAGUGACAAGUCCAUGCGUCAACCAAUAUUGUUUGGAACAGGAGACUCUGGUGUCAAGUACAAAGAAAUCUGUAAACUAGAAAUACUACAGGGCUACAAAUCCCAUCUGCAGAGGAAGUUUCAAUGUUUGUGUGAGGAACUCUCAGGCCAAGGAAACCCUACACUCCUCAAUGACAUCUACACAGACCUCUAUAUCACAAAAGGAGAUAGUGGAAAGGUCAAUGAUGAACAUGAGGUCAGACAAAUUGAGUUAGCCUCCAAAAGAUCUGUAUCAUGUGACACACAAGUCAAAUGUAAUGACAUUUUUCGUCCUUUACCUGGACACAUGAAACCAGUUAGAUCUGUGCUGACAAAGGGUGUGGCUGGUAUUGGGAAGACAGUCUCUGUGCAUAAGUUUAUUUUAGACUGGGCUGAAGGAAAAGCGAAUGAGGAUGUCGACUUCAUCUUUCCUUUACCUUUUCGGGAGCUGAAUCUGAUUCAAGAGAAACAACUGAGCAUGCUAGAUUUAGUUCAGCAUUUUUUCACUGACAUGAAAGGUUUCAAUGUUUUCAGUGAUGACAACUACAAAGUGCUUUUCGUAUUGGAUGGUCUAGAUGAGUGUCGGAUUCCUCUAGAUUUCUACACAACAACAAAGUGUUGUGAUGUGACAGAACCAACAACAUUGUCUGCUCUGUUGACAAACCUCAUCAAGGGGACUUUGCUGCCCUCUGCUCUCCUCUGGAUCACCUCCAGACCAGCAGCAGCCAGUCAGAUCCCUCCUGAAUGUGUGGACCAGGUGACAGAAGUGCGUGGGUUCAAUGACCCCCAGAAGGAGGAGUACUUCAGGAAGAAAGUCAAUGAUGAGGACCUGGCCAACAGAACUAUCACGCACCUGAAGUCAUCCAGAAGCCUAUACAUAAUGUGCCAUAUUCCUAUCUUCUGCUGGAUUGCAGCCAUAGUUCUAGAGAAAAUGUUAAGGGCAACUGACAGAGCAGAAAUUCCCAAAACUCUGACUCAAAUGUACAUCCACUUCCUGGUCAUUCAGACACACAUCAAAAAAAAGUAUGCAAACAUGAAGGAUAUGGGUGGAGAGAUGCUUUUCAAGCUUGGGAAACUUGCCUAUCAGCAGUUGCAAGAGGGUAAUCUGAUCUUUUACCAGAAGGACCUGGAAGAUUGUAACAUUGACAUCAGAGAGGCAUCUGUGUACUCAGGAGUGUGCACCCAGAUCUUCAGAGAAGAGAUUGGACUGUAUCAGGGAAUGGUCUUCUGCUUUGUGCAUCUCAGCAUUCAGGAGCAUCUUGCAGCUUUAUACGUGCACCUCAGUUUCAUUAAACAGAAGGAAAAUAUCUUAAAAUCAUUCACCUCCAGAUCCAAACUUGCUCAGGUUUUUAGACCAAUGUCAGAGUCUCUGUACGACCUACACAAAAGUGCAGUUGAUUUGUCUUUUGAGAGCAGAACUGGGCAUCUGGACCUUUUCCUACGCUUCCUCCUGGGCCUCUCACUGGAGUCCAAUCAGAAUCUUCUGAAAGAUCUACAAAAGACAAGCAGCCAACCAUAUGACACAGAGACAAUUGUCAAGUACAUCAAGAAAAAGAUAGGGGAAAAUGCAUCCACAAAUUCAGGGAAAUUUAUUAAUCUCGUCCAUUGCCUGAAUGAGCUGAAUGACCAGUCCUUAGUGCAGGAAAUCCAAAGAUAUCUAACCUCAUUUGGUCUAGAAAGAGCCAAUCUUUCCCCUGCACAGUGGUCAGCUGUGGCCUUUGUGCUGCUGACCUCAGAAGAGGAGCUGGAUGAGUUUGAUUUGCAUAAAUACUACCCAUCAGAGGAAUGUCUUCUGAGGCUGAUGCCUGUGGUCAAGGCAUCCCGAUCAGCUAAGCUUAAAGAGUGUACGCUGACAGAGAAAAGUUGUUCCUCUUUGGGUUCAGGCCUAAGCUCAGGAUCCAAUCUCAAACAAAUGGAUUUGAGUUACAAUGAUUUGCUUGACUCAGGAGUGGAACUUCUGAGUGUUGCAUUAGGAAAUCCAGUAUGUCAACUGGAGAAACUAGAGAUGUGGCAUUGUAGGUUGACAGAGAAGAGCUGCUCCUAUCUGGCCACCACUCUCAGCUCAAGAUCAAAUCUCAGAGAACUGGACCUUAGCUGGAAUGAAUUGAAGGACUCAGGAGUGAAAUUUCUUAGUGCUGCACUGAGGAAUCCACUCUGUCAGCUGAAGGCACUAGCGCUGAAGUACUGUGUGCUGACAGAGAAGAACUGUUCCUCUCUGGCUUCAGUCCUCAUGUCAGGAUCAAGUCUCAGAGGGUUGGAUCUGAGUGGAAAUAAUCUGAAGGACUCAGGAGUGAUCAUUCUCAGUGAUGCAUUAAGACAUCCACAGUGUCAGCUGAAGAGUCUAGUGUGA
This is a messenger RNA of Engraulis encrasicolus (European anchovy), 2373 nucleotides long. Its product is annotated as NACHT, LRR and PYD domains-containing protein 3-like. The transcript is spliced from 5 exons. Gene Ontology annotation, biological process: intracellular signal transduction. Bases 1 to 2373 code for a protein of 790 amino acids. NCBI's taxonomy places the organism in Eukaryota, Metazoa, Chordata, Actinopteri, Clupeiformes, Engraulidae. The record is from RefSeq and is a predicted model, not a curated record. Gene Ontology annotation, molecular function: protein binding.